GAAAUAGGGUUUGGGGGAUAGAUUGAUUUUUGUUCGAAAAAGUUGUUUUGACAUCCAAAUCAUUCGGGUAGUGCCAACCCCCGUAUAGAACCCAAGCCAGCAGCCAUGCUCCGUCGCCUCCUACUCCGCCAAGCUCGUCGGCGCCAUUGCUCCUCCUCAUUCUCCUCCGCCUUGCCCCUCUCUUCGCCGACCUUUGCCGUCUUCGGCGCCAACACCGGCGUCGGCAAGACCCUCGUCUCCGCGGGCCUCGCUGCCUCCCUCCUCCGUUCCCACGCCGCCUCCCCCUCCGCCGUCCUCUACCUCAAACCGCUCCAGACCGGCUUCCCCGCCGAUUCCGACGCGGGGUUCCUCUACCGCAGGGUCCCCGCGCUUGUCCGCCCCUCCCACGCCGCGCACCUCGUCGCCUCCAUCGACACCCUCUCCCCUGCCCCGUCAGUGGAAACCCCAUCCUCUUCCCGCGAGGAGGCGGCCUUCUCCUACGAUGGGGAGGGUAAGGCGGUGAGGAAGCUUCUGGCUUGCAGGACGCUGUACGCAUGGCGGGAGGCGGUGUCGCCGCACCUUGCGGCGGAGAGGGAGGGGAUGACGGUAGAAGACGCGCAUGUGAGGUCGCUCCUGGCGGCGUGCCUCUCCGAGGGGGAAAAUUUGGGGAAGGGGGAGGGGGAUGUGUGGAAGCUGGUCGAGACCGCCGGCGGCGUGGCCAGCCCGGGCCCGUCUGGCACGCUGCAGUGCGAUCUCUACCGGCACUUUAGGUUGCCUACUAUUCUUGUUGGAGAUGGCCGUCUUGGUGGUAUUUCAGGCACUUUAUCGGCAUAUGAAACUCUGUUGCUCAGGGGGUAUGAUGUUAGCGCAGUAAUUUUGGAAGAUUGUGGUUUGUCAAACGACAAGUUCUUGCUUUCUUACUUGAGAAAUAGGGUACCAGUGCUUGUUUUGCCACCUAUUCCAGAAGAUCCAUCAGAUGACCUAACUGAUUGGUUUUCCGAAUCAUCUUCAGUUUUUGGUUUGCUUGAAGAUGCCCUGCGAUCUUUUCAUUUGAAAAGAAUUCAGAGGUUAAACAGUAUGCAAAGAAAAUCAAAGGAUUUACUGUGGUGGCCCUUCACUCAGCACAAUCUUGUACCUGUAGAUUGUGUUACAGUAAUUGAUUCGCGUUGUGGUGAGAGUUUUUCAGCAUACAAGGUGAAAGACAACAAGAUGAUGAUGAUCCCUCAGUUUGAUGCAUGUGCAAGUUGGUGGACUCAAGGACCUGAUUCUAAGUUGCAGAUUGAACUUGCAAGAGAUAUGGGCUACGCUGCUGCUAGGUAUGGCCAUGUGAUGUUUCCAGAGAAUGCUCAUGAGCCUGCUCUUCGUUGUGCUGAACUUUUGCUUGGGGGAAUUGGUAAAGAUUGGGCUUCCAGAGUUUAUUAUUCGGACAAUGGAUCAACGGCAAUUGAAAUAGCUCUAAAGAUGGCAUUUCGCAAGUUUUCACUUGAUCGUGGAAUUCUACUCGAUAGUGACAAGAGUAUCACCAACGAAAGAAAUAUUCAGUUAAAGGUCCUUGCUCUAAAAGGUUCAUAUCAUGGUGAUACCCUGGGUGCUAUGGAAGCUCAAGCUCCAUCAGCCUAUACAUCGUUCCUUCAGCAGCCAUGGUAUUCUGGGCGGGGACUUUUUCUAGAUCCUCCAACAGUGUUCAUAAGAAAUGGGACAUGCGCACUUUCUUUGCCCCAGUCGAUACAGAACUGUCAUCUGAGUCCUGGUGAUAAAUGUUUUCCUUCAUUAGCUGAUGUCUUUUGCAAGAGUAGGGACUCAUCAGCUGCAGCUGAUUUAUACUCAACCUACAUAUCCCAACAACUUUCAGAAUAUUCCGUGUCAAGUAACAUAGAGCAUAUUGCAGCACUUAUUAUAGAACCAGUGAUACAAGGUGCUGGGGGAAUGCACAUGAUAGAUCCACUUUUCCAGCGAGUACUUGUCCAUGAGUGUAGAGACCGAAAAAUACCUGUCAUAUUCGAUGAGGUCUUUACAGGGUUCUGGCGUCUUGGUGUGGAGUCUGCUUCAGAGUUGCUCGGCUGCUUACCUGAUGUUGCAUGCUAUGCUAAAUUGAUGACUGGUGGGAUAGUACCAUUAGCUGCAACGGUAACAACAGAAGCAGUUUUUGAGGCCUUCAAAAGUGACUCUAAGCUUACAGCGCUUUUACAUGGCCAUUCCUACACUGCUCAUGCCAUGGGCUGUUCUGCGGCAGUAAAAGCUAUCCAAUGGUUUAGAGAUCCGUCCACAAAUUCAAAUCUCGAUUUUGAUCGUAUGAAGCUCAAGGAGCUAUGGGAUGGCACACUUGUGAACCAGUUAUCGUCACUACCAAAUGUAAAGAGAGUAGUCUCCUUGGGAACUCUGUGUGCAAUUGAGCUGCAGGCCGAGGGAUCUGAUGCCGGGUAUGCGUCGUUGUAUGCGAGAUCCCUGAUCCAGCAACUUCGAGAAGAGGAUGAUAUCUAUGUGAGGCCCCUGGGCAACGUGAUAUACCUAAUGUGUGGUCCUUGCACGACCAGAGAUGUCUGCACGGAACAACUCUCCAAAGUGUACCAUAGAAUCAGCCACUUCAAUCCAAUUCACUGAGGAUAGUUAUGAGCAGAAAGUCAGAAAAUCUAUGCUAGCUUUAGUUUCCGGCCAGCAGACAAUGUGCCCCGCCUCUAAGGUGAAAGCUUAUGGAGCUUUUUGAAUAUGUAGUUCAGGCUGGAUGUAAGUUCAGUUACAAUGUUCUCCUAUGAUUACGUGGAAGUGGGAUGACAUUACAAAGAGAAAUAGGUCUACUCUGCAUUUCCCACUUCCACGUAAUCAUAGUAAUAUUACCCAGUAUAGGCCUAUUUCUCUUUGUAGUGUCAUAUAUAAGAUUUGUUCCAAAGUUUUGGCUAAUCAUCUCCGCGAGAUUUUAGAUGAAAUAUUUGCAGAAGAGCAAAGUGCCUUCGUGCCGGGGAGGCUCAUAACUGAUAAUUUUUUGACGGCUUACAAAUGCAUCGAUGCCAUGAAAAGAAAGAAGGGGAAGCAAGGUUGGUGUGCAAUCAAGAUUGAUAUGAUGAAAGAAUACGACCGCGUUGAGUGGGAGUAUUUGCAGGCAAUGAUGCGCUGCCUGGGCUUCUCUGAAGAUUGGUUAUCUCUUGUGAUGAAGUGUGUCAGCUCAGUUAGCUUCCAAGUGAAGGUUAAUGGUGAAUUGUUACCCUCUUUUCGUCCUUCAAGAGGGACCAGGCAAGGGGAUCCCAUAUCUCCCUACUUGUUUCUACUCUUAUGGAGAAGGAUUAUCAUGUAUGCUUAAGAAUUAUGGAGGCUAGGUGGAGAGAGGAAUUAAAGCGGGGCUUUGAUCUCCAUGGGUGUCACAUCUUUUGUUUGCAGAUGACUGUCUGGUGUUCAUGAAGGCAGAUGGGUGAAGUGCAAACCGCUUGAAUGAUAUUCUCAAUGCCUAUAGCAUUGGCUCAGGUCAGAGUGCAACAAACAAACAAAAAACUCGAUUUUCUUCAUCCCGAAUUGUUGAGCAUCUAUUAGAAGGUUGUUCGAAACUGUUUGCAAAUUUA
Messenger RNA from Aegilops tauschii subsp. strangulata, 3530 nucleotides. RefSeq names its product bifunctional dethiobiotin synthetase/7,8-diamino-pelargonic acid aminotransferase, mitochondrial. Gene Ontology annotation, cellular component: mitochondrion. Gene Ontology annotation, biological process: biotin biosynthetic process. Gene Ontology annotation, molecular function: pyridoxal phosphate binding; ATP binding; magnesium ion binding. The record is from RefSeq and is a predicted model, not a curated record. Lineage: Eukaryota; Viridiplantae; Streptophyta; Magnoliopsida; Poales; Poaceae.